Molecule: messenger RNA, 3989 nt
Organism: Lepus europaeus (European hare)
Lineage: Eukaryota; Metazoa; Chordata; Mammalia; Lagomorpha; Leporidae
Gene: KRIT1
Product: KRIT1 ankyrin repeat containing
Exons: 17
Coding region: 471-2681 (736 amino acids)
Biological process (GO): regulation of establishment of cell polarity; cell redox homeostasis; negative regulation of angiogenesis
Cellular component (GO): cytoskeleton; plasma membrane
Molecular function (GO): protein binding
Source: RefSeq, a predicted model, not a curated record
UGAACCCGGAAGUGAUUUCCUUGCCCCGGUAGCGGCGGUUUAGCAAGCCGAGGCCUUGGGGGGAUCUGGGAGCCCAUAGUUUCUGGAGAGGGUGAGGGGCGAAGGGCGCCCGAGUGCCGGGAGAAGGAAGGCCUGUCAAAGAGCCGGUGCGCAGAAGGCUCUCCGGACCGCAGGGGCCCGAGCUCGCGGGCUCGGAGCGCGGCUCUAGGCGCCGGGCGGCUCUCGCUGGCCACGGAGGGUGCCCCUGUCACAGGAAGUCAGGCCGGGCCCGCAGCCCGGGACCGGGGCCCGAGCAUGGGAAAGCGGCGAGGGUCCCGCCCCGAGUGUUGAAUGUAGCGACCCGAGGGGCAGCCGGCCGCCCGCACGGGUCAGACCGCUCGGUUUCCUUGGGGGAAACGAGGAGCAGCUGGAUCCCGACGGCAGCGAGGGAGGACCGAGGUGGGAGCCUGAGCCGGCUGGUUUCUCCAGCAAUGGGAAAUCCAGAAAACAUAGAAGAUGCAUAUGUUGCUGUUAUUCGUCCGAAGAAUACUGCCAGUCUCAAUUCUCGGGAAUACAGAGCUAAGUCAUAUGAAAUUUUGUUGCAUGAAGUUCCCAUUGAAGGGCAGAAAAAAAAGAGGAAGAAAGUUUUGUUGGAAACUAAACUUCAAGGCAAUAGUGAAAUAACACAAGGCAUAUUGGAUUAUGUAGUGGAAACUACUAAACCAAUUUCUCCUGCAAACCAGGGUAUCAGAGGCAAACGAGUAGUACUGAUGAAGACAUUUCCUCUGGAUGGAGAAAAGAUGGGCAGAGAAGCGGCAUUAUUUAUUGUUCCGUCAGUUGUCAAAGAUAAUACUAAAUAUACAUAUACUCCAGGAUGCCCAAUUUUUUACUGCUUACAAGAUAUUAUGCGAGUCUGCAGUGAAUCCAGUACUCAAUUUGCUACACUUACAGCAAGAAUGUUAAUAGCUUUGGAUAAGUGGUUGGAUGAACGGCAUGCACAAUCUCACUUUAUUCCAGCUUUAUUCCGACCCUCUCCUCUUGAGCGAAUAAAAACUAAUGUCAUAAACCCUGCAUAUGCUACUGAAUCAGGUCAGACAGAAAACUCACUACAUAUGGGCUAUAGUGCACUAGAAAUCAAGAGUAAGAUGUUAGCCCUAGAGAAAGCAGAUACCUGUAUUUACAACCCUUUGUUUGGAUCAGAUCUUCAGUAUACAAACCGGGUAGAUAAAGUGGUAAUAAAUCCAUACUUUGGUCUAGGAGCUCCAGACUACUCAAAAAUCCAAAUCCCUAAACAGGAGAAAUGGCAGAGAAGCAUGAGCAGUGUCACAGAAGACAAAGAACGACAGUGGGUAGAUGAUUUCCCUCUCCAUCGAAGUGCCUGUGAAGGAGAUUCAGAAUUACUUAAUCGUCUUCUCAAUGAAAGAUUUUCAGUCAACCAAUUAGAUAGUGAUCACUGGGCUCCCAUUCAUUAUGCAUGCUGGUAUGGAAAAGUUGAGGCCACUCGCAUCUUAUUAGAGAAAGGAAAGUGCAAUCCAAAUCUGUUAAAUGGACAGCUUAGUUCCCCUCUUCAUUUUGCUGCGGGAGGAGGACAUGCUGAAAUAGUCCAGAUUCUCCUAAGCCACCCAGAAAUUGACAGACAUAUAACAGACCAACAGGGAAGAUCUCCAUUAAAUAUUUGUGAAGAAAACAAACAAAAUAACUGGGAAGAAGCAGCAAAAUUGUUGAAGGAAGCCAUUAACAAACCAUAUGAAAAAGUUAGAAUAUACAGAAUGGAUGGAUCAUACCGUUCUGUUGAGCUGAAACAUGGAAAUAAUACCACAGUACAGCAGAUAAUGGAAGGAAUGCGUCUCUCUCAAGAAACACAGCAAUAUUUCACUAUUUGGAUCUGUUCAGAAAACCUUAGCCUUCAACUCAAGCCUUAUCAUAAACCCUUGCAACAUGUUCGUGACUGGCCAGAAAUACUUGCUGAAUUGACUAAUUUGGAUCCCCAAAGGGAAACACCACAGCUUUUUCUGAGAAGAGACGUGAGGCUUCCUUUGGAAGUUGAAAAAAAGAUUGAAGACCCACUAGCUAUUCUUAUUCUCUUUGAUGAAGCCAGAUAUAACUUACUGAAGGGCUUUUAUACAGCUCCUGAUGCCAAACUGAUAACAUUGGCAAGUCUACUGUUGCAAAUAGUUUAUGGAAAUUAUGAGAGUAAGAAACACAAGCAAGGUUUCCUGAAUGAAGAAAAUCUAAAAUCCAUUGUACCUAUCACCAAACUGAAAAGUAAGGCACCUCACUGGACAAACCGAAUACUUCAUGAAUACAAAAAUCUUAGUACAAGCGAGGGUGUUAGCAAAGAAAUGCAUCACCUUCAGCGCAUGUUCCUGCAGAAUUGUUGGGAAAUUCCCACCUAUGGAGCAGCCUUUUUCACAGGACAGAUAUUUACAAAGGCAAGCCCCAGCAAUCAUAAAGUCAUCCCUGUGUACGUAGGCGUGAAUAUAAAAGGACUUCACCUCCUCAACAUGGAAACUAAGGCUUUACUCAUCAGUCUUAAGUAUGGUUGUUUUAUGUGGCAGUUGGGAGAUGCCGAUACUUGUUUCCAGAUCCAUAGCAUGGAAAAUAAAAUGAGCUUUAUAGUGCACACAAAACAGGCUGGUCUUGUGGUAAAAUUGUUAAUGAAGCUAAAUGGACAGUUAAUGCCCAGUGAAAGAAACUCAUAAGAGGAAAGCAGCUGGUACUCAAGUAACCACAUGUUGUAAUACAGACUUUUUUCCAUGAAAGAUUUCUUAAAGUAUUACUUUUAACAAGGUGUUUAGUCUCUUGUAAUAUAUAUGUAUACUAUUAUGUUGUACAGAAUCUGUACUUAUGUUUGGUGUGUAAUAUACCAAUUAGUUUUAUAUAAUAGCCUUAUAAGCUGUUCUAAUUUUUGAGAGAAACACGUAAAAAUUGUAGAUUAAUGGUCUGUAUAGUAUUAGACGAAAUAGUCAGGUGUAUAAAAAAUUAUUUUUGGUAAAAUGGUAAAGAAUUUGGAGUAGAAUGUAAUGAAAUUAAAAUGUAGCUUUGGUAUAGCUUUGUGAAUUAUUUCAAAAUAUAAUGAAAGUCAACAUGAUUUGAAUAAAGAAAAUGUAUUUUCUACUUAGAACAUAUAACAUUGUUAUUUAAAUUAUUUUCUGCAACCUAUAUACAUUUCUUCAUGUGUUUUUAAAUUCUUAAAAUGUAUAGCUAGUAUAAGGUAGUGUUUCUCAAAGUAUGAUUCUUAAAACACCGUGGGUCAUAAGUUUGGUUUUUGUUUUGUUUUUUCUUUUAGAAUAAUUCUAGACCCAAUAAGGAAUUUAGAUUAUUAAGCUGAGAAAUUACACAAAACUGACUAGCACACAAACAUAUAUAGACACAUUUUAAGUGACAAUCUUUGGAUAUUAGUAGUUGAAUUUUUUUUAUUAAUGUGUACUGUAUUUUUGAGUUGACUUAACGGUUAUUCAUAUUGCCUUUACAUUGUAGGAAGUAGAUCAUCAAAUCUCCUUGUUUCAUGUAGCAGAGUGCUAAGAUCACAGGGAAACAGCCAACUUGAGCAAUGUGCUAUUUAAUAAGCUAGAAUCUACAGUUUUUCAAACUAAUAGACUAAUGUGUUUUAAAUGAGUUCAGAGAUAAAGUAGUUAUACUUAAAGUUGCCCUAUGGGGGCUGGUGCUGUGGUGUAGCAGAUAAAGCCGCCACCUGCCGUGCUGGCAUCCCAUUUGAGUGCUGGUUCAAGUCCUCGCUGCUCUACUUCCGAUCCAGUACCUUGCUAAUGCGCCUGGAAAAGCAGAGGAGGAUGGUCCAAGUCCUUGGGCUCCUGCACUCACGUGGGAGACCCAGAAGAAGUUCCUGGGUCUAGCUUCAGAUCAGCCCAGCUCCAGCUGUUGAGGCCAUUUGAGGAGUGAACCAGCAGAUUGAAGAUCUCUUUCUCUGCCUCUGCCUCUCUGUUACUCUUUCAAACAAAUAAAUAAAUCUUAAAAAAUAAAUAAAUAAAUAAAAUUGUCACACAGAAUGA